Canariomyces notabilis is the source of this 560-nucleotide messenger RNA. Its product is annotated as RING/U-box. The record is from RefSeq and is a predicted model, not a curated record. Gene Ontology annotation, molecular function: cullin family protein binding; zinc ion binding; ubiquitin protein ligase activity. Lineage: Eukaryota; Fungi; Ascomycota; Sordariomycetes; Sordariales; Chaetomiaceae. Gene Ontology annotation, biological process: positive regulation of mitotic metaphase/anaphase transition; anaphase-promoting complex-dependent catabolic process; protein ubiquitination. Gene Ontology annotation, cellular component: nucleus; anaphase-promoting complex. The coding region runs from base 149 to 460 and encodes 103 amino acids. The transcript is spliced from 4 exons.
UAACCUCUCUGUAGCUCCGUACAUACUCCGUAACUUAACACUACGGUACAACCAAAACACAUCCAACAACUUGGAAGGGAUCGUUCCAACAUAUCAACCCUCAAAAACUUGUCUGUGGCACACAAAACCGUACUGCUGCCAUCCGACAAUGAAGAUAAAGAUCAAGAAGUGGAAUGCCGUUGCGACUUGGCGGUGGGAUAUCCCCGAAGACGAUGUAUGCGGUAUCUGCCAGGUCCACUUUGACGGAACAUGUCCGGCCUGCAAAUAUCCCGGCGACGACUGCCCCCUGCUGUCUGGGAAAUGUGGCCACAACUUCCACAUGCACUGUAUCCUCGAGUGGAUAAAACAAGAUUCCGCCAAGGGCCAGUGUCCCAUGUGUCGUCAAAGAUUCGAAUGGACUGAGCAAACAAACGAGACAUCGAUGAUGGACACCACUUCGAUUCCCUUAGAUACCCAGUGAUGCUGGCCCAGGCGAUCAAGGGUCGCCGCCCACAUGUAUCAUGUUUUUGUGAGAUACAAGGGUAGGUAAUCGCAAUACAGGACCAGGCAGGCCAUUUGCU